Molecule: messenger RNA, 5716 nt
Organism: Pundamilia nyererei
Lineage: Eukaryota; Metazoa; Chordata; Actinopteri; Cichliformes; Cichlidae
Product: band 4.1-like protein 1
Exons: 25
Coding region: 378-4394 (1338 amino acids)
Biological process (GO): cortical actin cytoskeleton organization; actomyosin structure organization
Cellular component (GO): cytoskeleton; plasma membrane
Molecular function (GO): actin binding; structural molecule activity
Source: RefSeq, a predicted model, not a curated record
CAGGCUAUGUGCCCGAGCGUGUCUUCCUCCCUCCUCCUGCCUGCCUCCCUGCAUCUGACAGCGUCCCUCCCUCUUUCUCUCUCCUCCACCUCCCUCUCUCAUUACGCCUUUCACCGGCAAAACUCCAACACACACAUACACACACAUAAACACACAGACACACGCGCCACCUUCCCCUUAAACCGGGAAAUAAACACGAAGCGACGGCAGGAGCAGGACCGAACUCCCCCGGCCCGCACCAUCCAUGGUCCUCCCCUGGAUUUCUGUCUGACAGGAGGGUUGGUGUUACUUUGCUGAAGUGACAGAGGAAGGCCUCGAGUCAGAGGUGAAGAACGCAAACAAGGAGUCCUCCCGGACAGCAGGGGGAAGCAGCAGACAUGCAGGACUCAGCCUCUGACAGUAAAAUAGCGAAACAGGACCAGAACAAGCACAUGGAUGGACACAGAGAAACCGAUGACAUGUCUGAAAAGACGUCUCCCAACAAGAACCUCAAAUCUCCCCAGAAAGGCUCCAAACGGCUUAAAACGGCCCCCUUUAAAGUGACCCUACUGGAUUCCUCCGAGUUCGAAGGAGAAACUGAGAAACACUCCAAAGGACAGACCCUGAUGGACAUGGUGUGUGAACACCUUAACUUGCUGGAGAAAGACUACUUUGGUCUGACCUUUGCCGACACAGACAGCCAGAAGAAUUGGUUGGACCCCUCCAAGGAGAUCAAGAAGCAGAUGCGCAACUCUCCGUGGCACUUUGCCUUCGCUGUCAAGUUCUACCCUCCUGACCCCUCCCAGCUCAUGGAAGAUAUUACCAGAUACUACCUGUGUCUGCAGCUGAGGGAUGACAUGCUGUCAGGUCGCCUGCCGUGCUCGUUCGUCACUCACGCCCUCCUGGGCUCCUACACCGUUCAGGCCGAGCUGGGAGACUACGACCAGGAUGACCACGGCACCGACUACGUCAGCGAUUUCCGCUUUGCUCCCAAUCAGACGCGCGAGCUGGAGGAGAGGGUGAUGGAGCUCCAUCGAAACUACAAGGGGAUGACUCCAGCAGAGGCUGAAAUGAACUUCUUGGAGAACGCAAAGAAAUUGUCCAUGUACGGAGUCGACCUCCAUCAUGCUAAGGAUUCUGAGGGGAUUGAAAUAAUGCUUGGUGUCUGUGCCAAUGGCCUGCUGAUUUACCGUGACAGGCUGAGGAUCAACCGCUUUGCCUGGCCAAAGAUCCUUAAGAUUUCAUACAAGAGGAGCAACUUCUACAUCAAGAUAAGACCUGGAGAAUAUGAACAGUUUGAAAGUACAAUUGGUUUUAAGCUCCCCAACCACAGAGCUGCCAAGAGGCUGUGGAAGGUCUGCAUCGAGCAUCACACCUUCUUCCGGCUGGUAUCUCCUGAGCCUCCUCCUAAGGGAUUCUUGGUGAUGGGUUCAAAGUUUCGAUACAGCGGAAGGACGCAGGCUCAAACCAGGCAGGCCAGUGCUCUCAUAGACCGGCCUGCUCCUCACUUCGAGCGGUCGACCAGUAAGAGGUAUCUGCUUUCCCGGAGCUUGGAUGGAGAGUUCUCACGGCCGGUAUCAGCCAUGUGCGAGAACCACGACGGCCUUUCUCACCGCAGCAUCAGUGAACACCGACGGCUGCACAGCCCCUCCGGGGACGAGCAGGAAACAGAGCUGGAGCCAAGUUUGGAACAGGACGAAGAGGAGAAGGAGCACGAGCAGGGCCGGGAGGCGGAGCAGGACAAAGACCAUGACGGCAACGUGUCUCCAAGCAGAAAAAAAGAGAUCAUGAAGGAGGAGGCCGGGUCACCAAUUGACAGUAAACAGGAGCUCUCUCAGUUGGACCAGGAGACUACUCCUCGGCACAAACAGGAGUUUCUGGAUAAGUCGCAGGACGUCUUGCUGAAGCACCAGGCCAGCAUCAAUGAGCUAAAGAGAGCCUUGAGGGAGCCCAACAGCAAGCUGAUGAACCGCGAGAAGCGUCUGUCAGCGACCUCCCCAACCGGCACACCGGAGAAGAAGGCUUCGGUGGGCCGGGCAAUGGGAAAGGAACCUGUUAACAGCCUGUCUGUUGAGGGUUUCGUCCAGAAGACUCUGGUGACUUCACCCGAGGGCUCUGAGGAGUGGGUAUUGAUUGAAAAACAAGAACCUUAUCAACAAGACCAUGACUGGAAGGCAGAAGAAAAGAACAAAUCUCUCACACCUGAUUCCUCAUGGGAGAAAAAGGGUCUGGAAAAAGAGAUAGACGUUAGCAAGAUGAUGCAUAAGGAGGUAGCAGGGUAUGACAGAAAAGAAAUGAAAAGCCAUAUUGAUGAGUUUCCAUCAACAAAAUCGUCCAGAGAGGCAGAUGUAUGCUCUGAGCCUCGACGUUUUGUGAUCCAAUUAUCUGAGAAUGCCGACUCGUUUCAAGACAAAUCUCAAAGCAAACCAGCUCGAGCCUCAGACCCUGAGGCGAACAGCGAUGCAGCCCCGGGCUUGAGGCACAUGAAGGAGCGCACGGCUUCUAAACCGAGGAAAAAGAGGAGACCCCAGAGCUUAAACCUGGGAAUGCCCACAGAGCUCGUCUACAGGAAAGGAGGAAGCGAUUCCACCGAAGAUGAAAACGAGGGCUCGGACUCAGACAACAACUCAGAAACAGCACCGAAGAGAGGAAAUCAUUGCGAGUCGCCCCCAGUCGCAACGAUGAAAGAUGAUCAGGGUUUAGAAAAGGAUCAGCUGGUCAGGGUCUAUAAAGACGGCAAACAAGAGGGUAAAUUAGUUGGAGAAAGCAGGGAGGUCUCCACCCAAGGAGCAGAGCAGGUAAAGAAAAAAGUGAGCCUUGUUGGGACAGCAGAUGUCGAUUUAGGCUCAGUGAAUGGACCUGGAAAAAUAGAGCAUGAUGGCUCAUUCUCAGGGUCUAAAGGAGAGUGUGUGCUGAAGAUGCGAGGGAAAGGCUUCAUUGACAACAAAGAGUUAGCAGAGGUUAAACUACGACAGGUCAGGACACAUGAACGGAAGGUCAGUAGCUCUGGAGGAGAGGAUGUUGAGGGUUUCUUGGGCGACAGAGGUCAGAGGACGUCUCUCCACCGACUGUCAGGCAGCAGCUACCAGUCGGAACUAACCAGGAUUGUUCCUCUCAAGCCGGAGCGUUCGAAGAGCGUCACGUCCAAGGACGAAAGGGACCAUACGGGACAGGACGAUCCAAGACGGGGGAUCAGAAGAGAAUACCGGUGGUCGGUUGGCUCUCCGGAGGGAUCCUCAGACCUCAGCUGGACCGACGGUUCCAACUUUCAUCCAGCGUUCGCGUCAGAUCUGGAGGGCGUUGCUAAAAUCGAGCAUCCAGAUGAUAGCUUUCAGUGUGGUAGAGUGUUCGCGGAGAGCCAGUCGUUCAGCUCAAAGGUUUCAGGGCUUCCCAAAAUGGCCCCUCCAGCGCCGCCGGUGAAAACACAGAAGGCGAGAGAGUCCGUGCUAAUACUCCGGAACAGCAGAAACGCCAGCAGGGAGCCGAGCCUGGACGCGGCCAAAAAGAGACACUCGGAGCCUGUCUCUACUCCUGCUAUAUAUGAAGAGCCAUUUGCUGACUUCAAGAAGGAGUUUGGGGAGAGGAGGCCUCAGCCGAGCAUAGCCUCGGAGGAGGAGCAGGAACGAGACACCGUGGCAUGCAUGAAGGAAACCCACCUGGGCAUCGAACGCAAGUGUUCCAGCAUGACGGUCAGCUCCACGUCCAGCCUGGAGGCCGAGGUCGACUUCACUGUCAUCACUGACCUCCACUCGGGCCUCGAGGACUUUUCUAAGGGUGUGCCCGAACUGGGAGAGAGGGAGCGACAGCCUGAGGUGGGCCGGGAGGACUUUGAGGAGACCUCCAGGUUCUACUCUGCCCGUCUAAUGGGCUCCCGGGACAAGUCUCCCAUAGAGGAGAGGCUUCCUGAGGAGGGAAUGCAUCAUGAGCCUCCCGUGGCAAAGAAAGACCCCAACACGGUGAGCGUGGCCCACAAGCUGAAAAGAGCCGACAGCAAGACGGAGACGCACACAAAUGGAUCGGAAGCCCACGCCAACGUCGUUAAUGUCUCUUCACAGAACUAUGGAGUCGUCAGUCCACAGGAGGCUCCUGCUGCCGUCAAAGAAAAUGGCUCUCCUGUAAAAGCCAGCACCCAGGGGAGAGAGUCUGUUGUGUCCCCGCUGACCAUCACUGCUGAGAACGUUACCUCAGCAACCACGACACAAGUUACCAAGACUGUGAAAGGAGGCUACUCAGAGACCAGGAUCGAGAAGAGGAUUAUAAUCACAGGAGAUGAUGAUGUGGACCAACAUCAGGCACUUGCCAUGGCAAUCCAAGAGGCAAAGCAGCAGCAUCCUGACAUGCUGGUGACAAAAGCAGUAGUUAUCAGGGAAACAGAGUCGCCUACUGAGGAGCUACAACAGAAAGCAGAGUCCUGAUUGAACAUGGUGGCUCCUGAGACGGGGGACAGGAGAGGAUCCUCCAGCUGUGUGUCUCCGGCCCCGCCCUGCAGUAUGCCACCAACCUGAUAAGAGGACUUUCUACCCCACUGUGUACACACCAACACGACAACAGACUGCGUUCCACGAAGCAGUAGACCUCCACUCCUUUCCCUUUAGACGUACCAACUGUGACUGGCCUCUGAUCUGACCCGGCUUCCCAUCCCGUCCCGGCCGAUCCCAGCCCUCCACCCUCUAGUGGAAAGAGGAAAAAUCUUCGAUUGGAAGAUUUCUCACAUUUCUUCCAUAUUAUUUAAUGUAACAUGUUUUGGCUCGUUUGAACCAGUGAGGUGUCACCUCUCACAGUUUGUGUUUAAGGGUCACACGUCUAUCCCGUGCUGCUGUUAUUAUUAGAGAAAAGGAGGGGUGGGAGAAAGUAUGGGGACAAUGCUGGUAGCAUGGGUAGGGAUGGGGAGGUGCCAAGUGGCAAGAGCCAGCCUUUUUUGCUUGUUGGCCAUCUCCUAGCCAUGCCACCUUCAGUAUAAUCAACUGCUGUCUUAUUAGCUUUUUACAUUUUUAUCUAUAGAGGAUCUAAUUUAUGUUCAGUGUUUGCUUGUUUAUGAAAUAUGUAUAAUAUCAGAAGAUUAUAAUCUGCAUGAUUCAAUUAAAAAUAGCAGGGGGAAUGAAAACAAAACAAAAAUACACACAUGAAUAUGUCCGCCUUUGGAAGCCCGGAGAAGUGGGGAUGAGGACCGUUGAGAAAGUGUAAAAUACAUGAGGCCAAUGAAUGGUGGACAGACUGUACUAACUGUUCAGAGGACAGCUGGAACUGGUCCCAGUCUUCAACACACAAGCAUCACUGUCCUCGUCCAGCUUCACUGUUAUUGUUUUGCUGUCAGCUCACCACCAACACAAAGAGAUGCUGGUCACAGUUUUAGGGUUUUCAGAGGAAAUUUUAAAUAUAAAUAAUAUUCUAUUUGUGAUAUAUAUUUACUUCUUUUUUCCUUACUUGCUUUACUGACUUCCAUUGGGAAACAGAGUUUGUUUGACACUCUUGUGUUUUUGGACAUUUCAGCCUUUAUGUGUGAACAUGCUGUAAAUUCUCCCUGACAGAGCUGUAACCAACUGGCUCCAAACUUAGAGCUGGUUUUCCAGAUUGUAAAGUUGGGCUGCAAAAAGCCAAUGUUGACAUCACAGCCACCAGCUGCGAUUUACUAAUGUUGGCCACGUUUAAAGAGCUUAACAAGCCCAAACUACAAAAUCGACGUUAGCAGUAUCGUAAUAACUGUGCAUAAGCGGUGGGAUAUUUAAAAAAUAUUAAU